Molecule: messenger RNA, 2517 nt
Organism: Amphiprion ocellaris (clown anemonefish)
Lineage: Eukaryota; Metazoa; Chordata; Actinopteri; Pomacentridae
Product: protein Daple-like
Exons: 1
Coding region: 152-1171 (339 amino acids)
Source: RefSeq, a predicted model, not a curated record
CAGUUAAUACGUCAUAUUUGUCGUUCUGAAACUUAUUAAUCUGUCGUCUUUCUUCAGACAGUCAGAGCGAUCCCAAGAACUUCCCAGAAGACAACGGAGCACUUUUCUCCAACCACUGAGAACUGAAACACUUGAACACGACUUGAGUACAAUGGCCCAACGCACUGAAACACGCAGCAGUGCAUGCAGAGCUGCAUUCCCAUCUGUGGAAAGCAACCGUCCAAAACCAGACGAAGCUGAAAAACUGAAAGAGAAGAUAAAACAGCUUCAAGAGAGGAACCAGAGGCUUCAGCAAGACCAACUGCUGUAUGAGAGAGAAAUCUCAAGACUCCAGAGGAACAACCAGAGUCUUUCCUCUAAACUCAGGACCAUUGAACAGGAGCUGCAGACCCAGAGAGACCAGGUAACGGCCCUGGAGAAAAGGGCAUGUCUGCAGAGAUUCUCCAGACACAUAGAGCUCCAAGCACGUCUGGACCAAGCCAGAAAAGAGGCAGCAGAACAGCAACUGCUACUUCAGCUGAAGCACGAAAAUCUUCAGGGGGAUUUUCAAACACUCCUGUCAGAGAAGGAGGCCCUUCUGGAGGAGAACCAACGGCUGCAGCAAGAAAGUAGCCAGAUCCUGGAGGAGAAGGAGGACCUCUUGCUGGAAAGAGAUGUGCUGCUCAAGACCAAAGACGGAGUGGACAAAAAGGUCAGAUUGCUGAUGGCCGAUAAAGUCCAAGUAGAAGCUGCACUAGAGGCUGAAAGAAACAACAACGCCAAGUCUAGCCAGCUGCAGCAAGAGGAAAUCCAACGACUCCAGGCUUCGGUGGCUGGUCUCUCUGCGCUCCUCUGCGCAUUUCAGGAGGAACAUGGCAAAGAGGCCGUAGAGAGACUGGACCUACAGCAGCAGAAGAUCACGCUGCAGCAAGAAAAGGUCCACCUCCUGAACAAACAGAACGAACUGCAGAAAGAGAAUGAAGCCAUGCAGGAGUUGCUGACGAAAAAGAAGACGGGAUGCUUCAGCUUCCUGAGAAGGACCAAGAAGCCUGGGCCAAACAUUGAGCAGAACCCAAGCAAAGACGGAGAGCAGAGAGCAGAGCAGAAAGACAAGACAAAGAACAAAGAACACAAAGAUGACAAGACUGAAAGGAAGAAAGGUGGCUGGAGCUGGUGGCACAAGAAGAAGUGAGGCGGCUGGUUAUAAGCUGACAGCCAGCCUAAUGUCUCCUCCUUUCUCCCCCUUCUCCUCACCUUUUUUCCCCUCUGCUCUCACUCCUGCUUCUGCCCUCAUCCCUCUCUAUAUUUUCACACCUCUCUAUUUCACCUCUAGCCUCUAUCUUCCUUUUCUACUCUCACACCUCUCUAUCUUUUCACACCUCUCUAUCCUUCCCACUCUCUCUAUCCCCCUCUUAAUAAUAAAACUAAAAAAAAAAAAAAAAUGAACAAUGACUUGGAAUUUUAACAUUUUCAAAAUGACAAAUAUGUUCCUAAAUGACAUAAACCUGUCCAGAAGGAUGCGAAAAAAGGGUGCAACAUAACAAAUACUGUAUGAAAUGGUUUUAAAACUGUCCAAAAUGUGUCUGAAAUGAAUCACAGUGUCUUAAACUUGUCUCAGGUAACAAAGACUUGUCCAAAAUACAAUGAAAGUUGUUUAAAAUAAUGACCCAAUAAUUGUCCAUAAUUAUUUGAAACUGGUCCAAAAUGACACCAGAUUUGUUCAACAUGAAAUUAACUCAAAAUGAUAUAGGACACUUGAUAGAGUUUAGAAAUAAUUUUCAAAUUUUAAAGAUUACUUUUCAAGUAUUUAUUGCUGUUUAAGUCAAUUAUUUUUGUGUCAUUUCUACUUUUAUUUGUCAUAUCUGUUUAUUAUCCACUGAUGAACAUAAAGUUGCUUUUCAUUCUUUGCUUUAAUGCAAUUACCAGAUUGCAAUUAUCAGACAUCCAGAGCUGCCUGAAACACUUAGAAGCCAUUUAAAUGGUGGAGUUGUGGACAUUCAAGUGUGUGGCUACAGCCUGAACUGACAUGCCAGCAUCCAUCACACAAACAGCUCAAUCAAAGCGUCUUUCUUUUGUCUUCUGAAUACAACCACAUUUUACAGUCACUGGUUACUGGUCACACCAUCUUUAAUCCCAAACUGGCAUUAGGGUUAGAUUAGUGCUAGAUUGUUCAUAUUCUUCUGGAUGUACAGGUGACAAUAUUGCACAUUCUUUCAUGAGUAUAAAUACUGAUAUUUAAGUAUUAACACUGAGCAGAUUUGAUCCAUUUUGCACAGAUUGGUCCAUUAGGACCAAUGUGAUUAUUAUAGAAUGUCUGUGCACCUUAGGUGGUUUGAUACACCUGUUUUCCUCCUACCUGUCAGUCACUUUAAAUCACUUUAAACCACUGUGCCUUGAAAUGUGUAAAUAUUGUUGAGUGAAUUUUAAUUACAGUUGGUGUUCUAUAGAUUUUACAAUUAGAAGUGCUUUUAAUUUAAUUGUACAGCAACUUUUUGUCAGCGUAUAUACUAACCUUUAAUGCUAAUGUUACUAACCUGC